CAGCCCCGGGACGUCACCAACUUCACGGUGUGCGGCUUCACCCCCAUGUCCCCCCGCAUCAGCAGCCCCAUGCACCCCAGCGGGGCCGGCCAGCGGGGGGGUUUUGGGGCCGGCGGGAUGAGCCGCGGGCGGGGCCGGCGCGACAACGACCUCAUCGGGCAGACGGUGCGGAUCUCGCAGGGGCCCUACAAAGGGUACAUCGGGGUGGUGAAGGACGCCACGGAGUCCACGGCGCGCGUGGAGCUGCACUCGACCUGCCAGACCAUCUCCGUGGACAGGCAGCGCCUCACCACCGU
This is a messenger RNA of Neopelma chrysocephalum (saffron-crested tyrant-manakin), 296 nucleotides long. Its product is annotated as transcription elongation factor SPT5-like. The transcript has 3 exons. Gene Ontology annotation, molecular function: mRNA binding. Gene Ontology annotation, biological process: transcription elongation by RNA polymerase II; regulation of transcription by RNA polymerase II; regulation of DNA-templated transcription elongation. The annotation marks the transcript as partial. Gene Ontology annotation, cellular component: DSIF complex. Lineage: Eukaryota; Metazoa; Chordata; Aves; Passeriformes; Pipridae. The record is from RefSeq and is a predicted model, not a curated record.